Messenger RNA from Penicillium argentinense, 960 nucleotides. RefSeq names its product acetamidase/formamidase family protein. NCBI's taxonomy places the organism in Eukaryota, Fungi, Ascomycota, Eurotiomycetes, Eurotiales, Aspergillaceae. Gene Ontology annotation, molecular function: hydrolase activity, acting on carbon-nitrogen (but not peptide) bonds, in linear amides. The record is from RefSeq and is a predicted model, not a curated record. The transcript has a single exon. Bases 1 to 960 code for a protein of 319 amino acids.
AUGGCUUCAGCCGGAUGGAACACUUUCCACGUGGGAAGAGAAUGCGGCCAUGUGAAAUGGUCCCGGAAGAUCGAACCCAAGUUGACCGUCUCAUCUGGCCAGACCGUCAGCUUCGACGCCAUAGACAGCAGCAACGGGCAACUCACUCCAAGCUCCGAUGCCUCCGCCAUCAAGACCCUGGACCUCGGCAUUGCCAACCCUGUCUUUGGUCCCAUCUACGUGCAAGACGCCCAGCCCGGUGAUGUGCUCAAGGUCGAUGUGUUGAAUCUCGAAGUCGCCGACUGGGGCUGGUCCGCCAUCAUCCCCGGCUUUGGCCUGUUGGCCGACGACUACCCAGAGCCCGAGAUCAAGAUCUGGUCCCUCGAUCGCGAGAAGGGUUACGCCCAAUUCAAAGAUAUGCGGAUCCCGCUGCGUCCCUUCCUCGGAUGUAUGGGAUUGGCCCCUGCCGAUGACUCCGAACUGUCGACUGUGCCUCCCACCCACGCAGGUGGCAACAUGGACUGCCGCGAACUGAGCGUUGGCUCAACCGUCUACCUCCCCAUCCAGACUGCCGGUGCUUAUUUCAGCUGUGGUGAUGGCCAUGCGGCUCAGGGCCACGGCGAAGUCUGCGGGACCGCCAUCGAAACACCCAUCAAGGCCACCCUCCGCUUCGAACUGUGCAAGAACCAACCCUGGGUGACCGCACCCCAAUACCAGACUCCUCCUCGUUCCCAAAUACCGAAUCCGCUCCCCGACCUCGGCACCUACGGCGCCCUGGGCGUCUCUCCGGAUCUCUACGAGGCCGCGAAGAGUGCCGUCCGAAGCCUCAUUCAAUGGCUGAUCUCGACCAAGGGCCUGAACCGCAGUGAAGCCUACAUUCUGGCCAGCGUUGCGGCCGACCUCCAAAUCGCCGAGGUGGUAAACAUGCCCAACUUCGAAGUCGCGGCCAGCCUCCCCUUGGGAAUUUUCAGCAAACCCUGA